AUGGCAACCGAACUGUACAUUAUCGGUGGUCGAGGAGGCGCACCAUUUGAAUUCCACGGCAUGAACAACGGUGCCACCCUCAGGAAGAUCGGAGUGGCGGUGGGAGGCUGGCAGGUCAAAGCUGUGCGUGCGGAGCUGACCGACGGGCGCGUGGCAACCUUUGGAAAUGCGCACACUUUCAAUGAGUUUGAGUUCGACCUCGGCGAGCACAUCACCAAUCUGUCACUGUGGGGUAACGGCGCCGGCACACGUCUGGGUGCCAUCAAGUUCACGACGAGUAAGAACCGGCAGUUCUUUGAAAAAAUGACUAGCUGGCCCCUGAAGACUGAGUACACCAUAGAUGUGGGGUCCGGAAUCUGCCUGGGGCUGGAGGGGAGGUCUGGCUCGGAUAUCGACUGCAUGGGCUUCCUCUUCAUCAACCCCAUCAAGUCGUCCAUGCUGACCGACAUGGAGUAUCCCACCCUGUCCUUCCUCAAACCCCAGGUGAGCUCUGCUAUAGACGUGUGUAGAUGGUGUAUUGUCGAGUUAAUGUGGCUAAUUAUGCUGUAACAAAGGAGUCCGCUUAUACCGAGCUUUGAUCAUAGGUUUUAUUUAUAUCACAAGAUUUCAGCAUAAGUUUACAGAUGUCUAUAGCAUCCGGAGAACAGUGUCCCAAAAGAAUAUGUCUGCUCUGAUCUUCUUUGUUCAAACCCAGUACUUAUAAUCUUUCCCAAAAUAUGGGUGGUUCCCCAUACUGACCAAUCACCUGUCUCCAACAAACAGACUUCCUCUGUUCUAUGGGGUGUCACUCUAAAACGGCUCCCUCUGAAACUGAAUAAACAUCCUCUCAGGUUCCACUUAAAAACAUUAGCAAAGUCAUAAUUCUCCAUACACUACAAUGGCUAAGGAAAACUCUACCAAUGCUCAAACUUUAAGGGGGCUGUCCACUUUAAAACAUGUAAUCCAAUACGGGGGUCGACAAUCUUUGGUGCCUCAGGCAUCUCAUUUCUAGGACAGUCAUGUCUUUUGUUUAAAAUAGCCUCAACACCCAAAUGUUUUUUAUACCAUAUGCAUUUUUUAAAUCAGGCCAAGACGGCACACACACACAUAUUAGUUAUUAUCAUUGGCCUUCUAAAAAUCAAUUGAUCAGUUCCUCACUGAUGAUUAGUUCUUAAAUUGUCUUUGUCUUGUUUGAACAAUUUCUAUCUUUGUGUGUGUGUUGAUUUUAGGUGACCCCAGAAUAUGUGAAGUCCGUGUCUCUCCAAAACAACACGUCCUUGGUUCAAGAAGAGUCCAUUGAAUACAGCAAGACCGUGACUAAGACUUCCUCCUGGUCGGUCAGCAACAAGAUAGAGGCCACCUUGAACGUGUCGGUCAAAGCGGGGAUCCCGGAGCUGGUCGAGGUGUCAUCAGGGGUACAGCUUGACCGUGGGAGUGGAGCAUUCCACCAGUCUGCAGAAGACAGAGACCAUAACAGAAGCGGAUACAAUCCAACUGAAGAUCCCGCCAUGGAAGACCUUGGAUGUUGAAGUCACAGUGGGGAGAGCAAAUAUCGACCUCGACUACAGGGCCACAGUGAAAGUCACCUGCAUGAAUGGCAGCCAGCUGGUCUUCCCAUCCAACGGCACCUACAAUGGUGUGACUUACACUUCAGCGAAGGUAUCCAUAAAGGAGAGAGAGUCAAGUGUAUGA
Molecule: messenger RNA, 1671 nt
Organism: Coregonus sp. 'balchen'
Lineage: Eukaryota; Metazoa; Chordata; Actinopteri; Salmoniformes; Salmonidae
Source: the annotation of a GenBank genome assembly